Messenger RNA from Nerophis ophidion (straightnose pipefish), 8251 nucleotides. RefSeq names its product RNA polymerase II subunit C (gene polr2c). Gene Ontology annotation, cellular component: RNA polymerase II, core complex. Gene Ontology annotation, biological process: DNA-templated transcription. Lineage: Eukaryota; Metazoa; Chordata; Actinopteri; Syngnathiformes; Syngnathidae. Gene Ontology annotation, molecular function: protein dimerization activity; DNA-directed RNA polymerase activity. The record is from RefSeq and is a predicted model, not a curated record. The transcript has 10 exons. Bases 106 to 933 code for a protein of 275 amino acids.
CGACAUUGUUGCAUUGUCGGCUUCCACACAAGAAGAAGAAGACGCUUGGGGGAGCCUGAAAGUCGUUGCUCCGUUUGUAUUCCUUCUAGCUAUUUUUCUGCUAACAUGCCGUAUGCUAACCAGCCUACGGUCAAAAUCACCGAACUUUCUGAUGAAAAUGUUAAGUUUGUCAUCGAGAACACGGACUUGGCGGUUGCAAACUCUAUUAGACGUGUCUUCAUGUCAGAAGUACCCACGAUAGCGAUGGACUGGAUCCAGAUAGAUGCCAACUCAUCAGUGUUACAUGAUGAGUUCAUCGCUCACAGAGUUGGUCUCAUCCCUCUCACCAGCGACGACAUUGUGGAGAAAAUGCAAUACUCCCGGGACUGUACCUGUGAUGAAUUCUGUCCUGAGUGUUCUGUCGAGCUCACACUGGAUGUUCGCUGCACUGAUGAGAAAACACGCAACGUCACCUCACGUGACCUGCUGUCCAACAACCACAGAGUCAUCCCAGUGACCUCCAGAAGUCGAGACAAUGAUCCCAGUGACGACGCUGAAAGGAAUGAGAUCUUGCUGGUAAAGCUUCGCAAAGGUCAGGAGCUGCGACUUCGAGCAUACGCCAAGAAAGGCUUUGGUAAGGAACACGCCAAGUGGAACCCCACGGCGGGAGUGGCUUUCGAGUACGACCCAGACAACGCACUCAGGCACACGGUCUACCCUCGACCAGAGGAAUGGCCCAAGAGUGAAUAUUCUGAAAUUGAGGAAGAUGAAAUCCAGGCUCCUUACGACCCAAAUGGAAAACCAGAAAGGUUCUUCUACAAUGUGGAAUCUUGCGGCUCUCUGAGACCUGAAACUAUCGUAAUGUCAGCGCUGGCCAUCCUGAAGAAGAAGCUGAGCGACCUGCAGACUCAACUCAACCACGAGAUCCAGAGCGAUGUGCUCACUAUAAACUGAAGAUUGUUUUUUGAAUCAUACAGAAGGGUGACACGGCAGUGCGGCUGGAUCAAAAGAGACGUCAGAGACGCUUUACUGAACUAAAAGUUGCUUUAUUACAAGCAAGCGUCACUAUUCAGGACUGCAGUUCCUAAAGGAGGUCAGGUCAGAAGAAUUAGACAUUCCUAACUCGGAGAAGCCAAACCAUCAGUUUUUAUGUUCGUCAUUCAAGUCUCUGUGUUUGUGCUAAAUCAGGCGAGCACAUCCUGACCAUAAAAGGAGAUGUUCGUGUGUAAGUGUCUGGAAAACAACUUAAAUGUUGGUGUUGGACUGUACAUGUAGUCUCUUCUCAAGGAUAGGGCUAUCAUUUUUGCAUUCCAAAGUCCCAAUUAGGGCCUCUUUCCUAUGAGAAGUGAUCCAAUCGACCUGCGAAAAGCAAACUUAAGGGGCCUUAUCUUAUGUGUUCAAACUGAAAUACUACUAUGUAAACUUGGCUUUCUCCAAGGUGAAUAUAAGCAUUCUCCACAUACCAAACAUAAUGGGUUCAUUAAUUCACUUAAAGACAAAGUGGAAAUUAUCCAAUAACGCCAAACACGAGUAAUACGUUUUUGAUCAUCAGUGUCCUACAUUUCUAAGAACCUGAGUAUCAUGUAUGCAUGAAAUGCAUGCAUUACACAUAUGAGCCACAUGAGGGCAGUAAUUACCUUUCAGGAGCCUCGUUGACAUUGGAUGCCCCGCUCAUGGACAGGAUGCGUCAAAGGUCAAAGAAGAUACCAUUUCAAGAGGAGUCCUCUAAAAAUAUUGUGGAAGAGCAAUGUAAGUUCUAUUGGGGGGGGGGGGGCAUGUUAAAGGUCAGUCACACUUUUCUAGCAGAUAUACAGGACUGUCUCAGAAAAUUAGAAUAUCGUGAUGAAGUCAUUAGUAAUGCAACUAAAAACAUAGAAAUGUCAUACAAUAUGGCAUCAACUGAAAUACUGCAAGCCUUUUAUUUUAAAAUUGCUGAUUAUGGCAUACAGCUUAAGAAAACUCAAAACAUAAUAUCUUAAAAAAUGUGAAUAUUUCCUCAGUCCAAAUUUUAAAAAAAGAUAUCAGCAAAACAAAAUCAAAUAUUUGAAAAUGUCAAUUAAUGCACUCAGUACUUGGUCAGGAAUCCCUUUGCACGGAUUACUGCAUCAAUACGGCGUGGCAUGGAGGCAACCAGCCUGUGGCAUUGCUGAGGUGUUGUGGAUGCCCAGGAUGCUUCAAUAUCGGCCUUUAGCUCAUUUGCAUUAUUGGUUUUGGUGUCUUUCAUCUUCUUCUUCACAAUACCCCACACAUUCUCUAUGGGGUUCAGGUCAGGGGACUCGGCAGGCCAAUCGAGGUCAGUAAUGCCAUGGUCAGUACACCAGUUGCUGGUGGUUUUGGCACUGUAGGCAGGUGUCAGAUCAGAUUUCGAGUUUUCUUAAAGGCCUACUGAAACCCACUACUACCGACCACGCAGUCUGAUAGUUUAUAUAUCAAUGAUGAAAUAUUAACAUUGCAACACAUGCCAAUACGUCCUUUUUAGUUUACUACAUUGCAAUUUAAAAUUUCCCGCCGAAGUGUCCUGUUGAAAACGUCGCGGUAUGAUGACCAGAGGUGGGUAGAGUAGCCGAAAAUUGUACUCAAGUAAGAGUACUGUUACUUUAGAGAUGUAUUACUCAAGCAAAUGUAAGGAGUAGUCACCCAAAUAUUUACUUGAGUAAAAGUAAAAAGUAUGUUGUGAAAAAACUACUCAAGUACUAAGUAACUAAUGAGUAACCUGAUUGUUUAAUGAUUACAGCAACAAAUAAUGCAUAAAAAUAGCAAUGAGUAAAUUCAGAGCUAGGAAUAUCUCUUAAGCAACUAAAACAAUAAUUAUAUAGUAUAUAGUACAAUAGUAUAUAGUUUAUAUUUAUUUUGCCGUUUUUGUUGACAUGUUAAAGGUGUUUUAAUGAAUAUACAUGCAUGUUUCACAUAUAGAUUGCUAUCUUUCAUGAAGACAAGAAUAUAAGUUGGUGUAUUACCUGAUUCUGAUGACUUGCAUUGAUUGGAAUCAGACAGUAUAGUGCGGACAACGUCCACGUUUUCAAAUGGAGGAGAAAAAAAGUUCCUCUUUUCUGUCUAAUACCACAUGAAAGUCGUUGGUUUUUGGCAUCUUAUUUGUCCAGCUUCCAUAUUCGUUUUUAUACACUUUACAAGAAAUACAUUGGCGGCAAACUCCGUAGCUUGUUAGCUUUUUUGCGCUGGCUUUCGAAAACUCUUAUUUUGUUAGCGCAGGCUCGAUGGAGCGGCACUUUUAUUGUGAAGACAGGAACUGUGCGAUCAGUCUUUAGGCUUCUGACGGGAAGUACGGUUGAAAUAAAAAGUGUCUUUUUUCCUUUAAACUUUUGAUUGAUUGGUUGAAACUUGUAUUAGUAUAUUACACAGUACAGUACAUAUUCCGUACAAUUGACCACUAAAUGGUAACACCCCAAUAAGUUUUUCAACUUGUUUAAGUCUGGUCAUGUGACCACCUGGCUCUGUUUGAUUGGUCCAACGUCACCAGUGACUGCAUGUGAUUGGUGAAACGCAGGCGUGCGUAGAUCCUGCUUUGAAUGUCUGUCAUAAACCAAAACAAACAUUAACAGAUCGAUAAAAAAAAGUAGCGAGCUGAAUGUAGAUAAAUGGAGCGGAGUAAAAGUAGCGUUUCUUUAUAAAUAUACUCAAGUAAAAGUAUGUUGCAUGAAAACUACGCGUAGAAGUACAAUUUAUCCCAAAAGUUACUCAAGUAGAUGUAACGGAGUAAAUGUAGUGUGUUACUACCCACCUGUGCUGAUGACGCGUGCAUUUGACCUCACCGGUUGUAGCGGACAUUUUUUACGGUGAGAAAAUUGUGCUAAAAGGUCGGCUCUUACCGUACACAUGAGCGCAGCUUGCGUCCUGCAGCUGCGGACUAUUACCUCCUCCCACCGGAGACACUGGCGGUCACCACACCCGUGGCCACAGCCCUCCGACUUUCAGGUACCAUAUAAUCUCACUAAAACACUAGUAACACAAUAAGCAGAUAAGAGAUUUUCCAGAAUUAUCCUAGUAAAUGUGUCUAAUAACAUCUGAAUCGCUCUCACUGCCCUCCCUUUUUUUAUUAUUUUUUUCCCCUAGUCCUAGGAUAGUAAGAGUGAACUCUUACUAUCCUCAUCCAGGAAUCUUUCAUCCUCACUCAAAUUAAUGGGGAAAUUGUUGCUUUCUUGUUCCGAAUCGCUCCAGCUGAUGGUGGCUAUGAUUGUAAACAAUGUGAGGAGCUCUACAACCAGUGACGUCACGCGCACAUCGUCUGCUACUUCCGGCAAAGACAAGGCUUUUUUAUUAGUUGAGAACUUUAUCUCGAUGUUCUCUACUAAAUCCUUUCAGCAAAAAUAUGGCAAUAUCGCGAAAUGAUCAAGUAUGACACAUAGAAUGGACCUGCUAUCCCCGUUUAAAUAAAAAAAUCUCAUUUCUGUAGGCCUUUAAGCUGUAUGCCAUAAUCAGCAAUAAUAAAAUAAUAAAAGGCUUGCAAUAUUUCAGUUGAUUUGUAAUGAAUCCAGAAUGUAUGACAUUUUCACGUUUAUAGUUGCAUAACAGAAAAUAAAGGACUUUACAGUAUCACAAUAUUCUAGUUUUUUGAGACAGUCCUGGUAUAUCUCACAUUUAACACAAUUGUCACAUUUAGCUAAAUUUCCUCACAUUUAAGUUUAGAUUAAAUGUUGACGAAGUAUAUUUAAAUUUUAAAUGUAAAUGUAAAUGCAAACCUAAAUGUUAAAUCCAUCCAUCCAUCCAUUUCCUACCGCUUAUUCCCUUUCGGGGUCGCGGGGGGCGCUGGCGCCUAUCUCAGCUACAAUCGGGCGGAAGGCGGGGUACACCCUGGACAAGUCGCCACCUCAUCGCCGGGCCAACACAGAUAGACAACAUUCACACUCACAUUCACACACUAGGGCCAAUUUAGUGUUGCCAAUCAACCUAUCCCCAGGUGCAUGUCUUUGAAGGUGGGAGGAAGCCGGAGUACCCGGAGGGAACCCACGCAUUCACGGGGAGAACAUGCAAACUCCACACAGAAAGAUCCUCAGCCUGGAAUUGAACCCAGGACUGCAGGACCUUCGUAUUGUGAGGUAGACACACUAACCCCUCUGCCACCGUGAAGCCCUAAAUGUUAAAUAUAAAUUCUAAAUGUAAGCAUUAAAACACCAAGUUCCUGGUGGUGCAGAUAACUGAGAAUAUGACUUGGUCCUUACACACCGGAGCUCUUGUAAAAAGAGCUCAGCAGCGCAUGUACUUUUUGCACAGCUCCCUCUCCCCAUUCUCACCACAUUCUAGAUGGCACUAUAGUGAGCCUACUGACCAACACCAUCUCUGUCUGGACUGGAGCCUACAAUGCCUCAGAUUUGAAGUCUCUGCAGAGUGGUGAGGACGGCGGUAAAGAUCAUCAGGACUCUUCUUCCUCCUAUCCAGGAGAUUGCAAAAAGCCGCUGCCUGACCAGGGCUCAGAAAAUCUGCAGAGACUCUUUCCACCCCCACCAAGGACUGUUUUCACUGCUGGACUCUAGAGAGGGGUUCGGCAGCCUCCAAAGCAGAACCUCCAGGUUUUGUAACAGCUUCUUCCCUCAGGCCAUGAGACUCUUGAAUUCAAUUCCCCCCCAAAAUGGAUUUACUCGCUAGGAUAUAAAGAUAAUAUAACAUACAUCCAUAAACCUAGAUGCAUAUGCAAAAGUGCAAUAUAUUUAUCUGUACAGUAAUCUAUAUAUUUAUAUCUGCACCUUAUUGCUCUUUUAUCUUGCACUACCAUGAGCUAAUGCAACACAAUUUCGUUCUUAUCUGUACUAUAAAGUUCAAAUUUGAAUGACCAUAAAAUGAAAGUCUGAGUCUAAAUGGUAAAUCUAAACCAAAAAGUUGAAUGUCAGCGCUAAAUCUCUCACCAAGUGUUAGGAUGUAUAUUUAUAGAAUGUCAAUAUUCCACCAAUCCGAGGCCUCUCAGCCAUGUAGAUCUAUAUUUAAAAUCUAUCCAUCUUUUUCCGGUUAUCCGAGGUCGGGUCACGGGCGCAGCAGCCUAAGCAGGGAACCCCAAACUUUCCUCUCCCCAGCCACUUCAUCCAGCUCUUCCCAGGGGAUCCAGAGGCGUUCCCAGGCCAGUCGGGUGACAUAGUCUUCCCAACGUGUCCUAGGUCUUUCCUGUGGCCUCCUACUGGCUGGAAGUACCCUAAUCACCUCCCUAGGGUGGCAUUCGGGUGGCAUCCUGACCAAAUGCCCGAACUACCUCAUCUGGCUCUUCUCGAUGUGGAGGAGCAUUGAUUGAUUGAUUGAUACUUUUAUUAGUAGUUUGCACAGUACAGUACAUAUUCCGUACAAUUGACCACUAAAUGGUAACACCCGAAUAAGUUUUUCAACUUGUUUAAGUCGGGGUCCACGUUAAUCAAUUCAUGGUACAAAUAUAUACUAUCAACAUAAUACAGUCAUCACACAAGUUAAUCAUCAUAGUAUGUUCAUUGAAUUAUUUACAUUAUUUACAAUCCGGGGGGUGGGAUGAGGAGCUCUGGUUGAUAUCAGAACUUCAGUCAUCAACAAUUGCAUCAACAGAGAAAUGUGGACAUUGAAACAGUGUAGGUCUGACUUAGUAGGAUAUGUACAGCCAGUAGAGAACAUAGUGAGUUCACAUAGCAUAAGAAUAAGAACAAGUAUAUACAUUAGAAGUACAUUUGAGUUGUUUAUAAUCCGGGGAGAUGGGAUGUGAAUGGAGGAGGGUAUUAGUAAAGUGUUGAAGUUGCCUGGAGGUGUUGUUUUAGAGUGGUUUUGAAGGAAUAUAGAGAUGCACUUACUUUUACACCUGUUGGGAGUGCAUUCCACAUUGAUGUGGCAUAGAAAGAGAAUGAGUUAAGACCUUUGUUAGAUCGAAAUCUGGGUUUAACGUGGUUUGUGGAGCUCCCCCUGGUGUUGUGGUUAUGGCGGUCAUUUACGUUAAGGAAGUAGUUGGACAUGUACUUCGGUAUCAGGGAGGUGUAGCGGAUUUUAUAGACUAGGCUCAGUGCAAGUUGUUUUACUCUGUCCUCCACCCUGAGCCAGCCCACUUUGGAGAAGUGGGUUGGAGUGAGGUGUGAUCUGGGGUGGAGGUCUAAAAGUAACCGGAUUAGCUUAUUCUGGGUUGAAUGAGAGUUCCCGCUAGAAUCCUCAAGGUGCUUUUGUUGACCAGAGAGGAGAUUCUGUAGAGGAAUCUCGUUCUUUGGUUGACCUUUUUGAUCACCUUGGUUGCCAUUUUAUCACAGGAAAGAUUAGCCUCUAGAAUGGAACCUAGGUAAGUGAUCUCAUCCUUCCUGGUGAUAACAAUGUCACCAACUUUUAUAGUGAAGUCACUGACCUUCUUAAGUUUGAUAUGGGACCCAAAUAGGAUGGAUUCCGUUUUACCUAAGUGUAUGGAUAGCUUGUUGUCAGCGAGCCAGGUGCAAAUAUUAAGGAGUUCGGCCCUGAGGAUUUGUUCCACCUGUGACUUGUCCUUGCCGGAUACCAGCAGGGCCGAGUCAUCCGCAUACAGGAACAAUUCACAGUGGCAUGCUGAUGGCAUGUCAUUCACGUAUAUUAGGAACAGUAAAGGUCCUAGUAUACUGCCUUGAGGGACUCCACAGCUUACUGAGAGGGGAGGGGACAUGGUGCCGUUCACCUCUACCACCUGUUUCCUCCCCUCCAAGUAAGAUUGCAUCCAGCUGGAUGAGGUUUCGUCGAAUCCGAUUGCUCGGAGCUUAUCCAACAGUAUAGCGUGGUUAACGGUGUCAAAGGCCUUCUGAAUGUCCAGCAUGACCAUGCCGCAGUAUUUUCCCGUGUCCACCUCAUGUUUGAUGUGGUCGGUCAGAUAGAGAAGGCAUGUGUCAGUGGAGUGGUUAGUUCUGAAGCCGGAUUGGAAUUUGUACAUGAGUUUAUUAGUAGCAAGGUAUCUAUCAACCUGUUCAUAAACUAUUUUCUCCAUUACUUUCGAAAUGGAACUGAGAAUAGAAACAGGUCGGUAAUUACCAGGUUCUAAUUUGCUUCCUUUUUUAUAAAGGGGGGUUACUCUUGCUAUCUUGAAAUCCUUGGGUACUUGGCCUUGUUUGAUUGAGAGGUUUAUUAUAUGAGUGAUUAUUGGGGCAAUGGUGGUGGCAGAGUCCAUGAGGAAUCUGGAGGGGAUAUUGUCAAGGCCGGUGGCCUUGUUUGGGUGGAGCGCGCUCAAUUUAUUAAGCACCUCGUUAGCUGAGACCAUUUCUAAUUUGAAAUUGUUGUUGACUACUCCUAGCUUUCUGUAGAAGGCUUUAAUGUGUUCUACACCAAAGCGACCAGAAUGUUGGGAUAGCUUGUUAACGAGAGUUGU